UCACGAACUGUCAACACGUGCUCAACUUUUAGGUUAUGUACAAGUUGUAAUCGUUAUAAUCGCAUAGUUAUAAUAUUUGGACGAUUUUAUCCAAGUUAUUUUAUAUAAAAAAAAGUAAUAAAUAUGUAAAUAGAGCUAUUUGGAAGCAAUGAUAGUAAUAAAGUUAUGAAUAAGUGUUACGAAUGUGGCAAAAGUCUAUUGAAAGGAAAAUAAAGUUCACAAGAUAGUGAUUCAUCAGAUAUCUCCUUGAAUUUAAGAACGUUGCAAAUUAAUUCUCCUUCGCAAUGUCUCUUUCGGCAAAAUAUAUCCAACAUUUAAAAACCAAAGAAACAAAAUCAACUCGUAGAAAAUCGGAAUGCAAUGUUAAUGCCACAAAUGAUUGGGACAGUGAUUUAAUUUCUCGUUGGACUAGAAAUUCAUGCCUCGAGUGUAAUAAUCAAGAAUGUAGAUUACAAAAUAUAUUGACAGUGAAGAAUCUUCAAGUGGAAAAUAAAUCAGCCUACGAAGUGAAAGAAUUUCUCAUUCACUCUUUGACGGACGUAUUAUGUAAUAAAUCAUUAAUCAACGAUGCAGUAAAAAAUGAAACUUCGGCAUUUUUCGAGAAUAUAUUUCACGGUUGCAAUUCGAUUAUGUCAAAUAAUGAAAUGCAAUGCUACUUUAAAAGUAAUGUAAAACAUCUGACAUUUUUCGUAAAAUCAUCUUUAGAAUUUGUAUUUCAUAUUUUUGAAUUUUCCAACGAUGAAACUAUUAAAUCUCAAGCUGAAAUUUUUUUAUCAAGGUUAAUUGUUUCGUAUCUGCAAAUUUAUAGACAAUUUUCCGAUAAAGAAUCAUUUGCCACGGAAUUUUUGAACAUUGUUCUGUUUCCAUUUUGUAAUCUAAUGAAAUUUGAGAAUUUGAAAUUUCAAUCGGAUUUGAAUAGUUGUAUAAAAAUUUUGUUAUUUACGAAAAAUUUCUUACCUCAAUAUAAGAGAUUUAAUAAUGAACAGGAGGGAAUUCCGGCGACACUUUUUUCCACCCUUGAGAAAAUUGCAAAUAUCGAUUUGAAAACUGCUUUUAUAAUAUUUGAUGUAAUUUUUUCUGUCGCUGUAAAAUCGUACGAAUCCGAUGCUAAAGUGCUAGAUCUUAUAUUCCGAAAUAUUGUCAAAAGUGCAAAGAGAGAGAAAAUUAUAGUUAAAAAAUUACUCGAUCGUUUAUUGGGAAUUCAUUUGGUGUUAGAGAAUCAAAUUGACGAUGUAAAAUUAUCAGAUUACUUAAUGAUGUUCGUGGAUGAAAUUCUCAAGAAAGAAAUCGAAAGUCUCGAUUAUGAUUUAAUGACUGUAAUCAUAAAUGUACAUCCAUUUACUGUAGAAACUAAUUUUGAGAAUAUUUUGAUAAAAUUUAUUCCAAAAUACCCAAAUGUUUCCGAAAGGUCUUAUUGCGAAUUUUUUUUAACAAUUCUAAAUGUCAGUAUUUCGCUUCGAAGGGAACAUAAAUUAAUAUCUCUAUUGUUAACCGCUGCUAAAUCUGUUAUAACCGAGAAUUUAGAUGCUGAACAUUUGAUUCCCUUGCCUAAGGAAUUUUUAACGAAAUUUAUGGAAUCUCUCGAGAACACAACUAUUUCGCAAACAACAACAAUUUUGAGAUCUUUGAUUUAUUAUUUAAAACCAUAUUCCGAAAAUUCGGUUUCAAAUUCAAUGUUGGAAGUUAUAUUUCAAUUAUUGAUUUCAUUUAUGAAGGGAAUUAAAAUUUUCGAAUGCAUUAGAAAUGUGAAAACACAGGAAAAAUUUUGUGACGAUCUUGUUGAACUAGGAAAUCUUUUUUCUGCCCUCGCUGACAAAAUUUCGAACAAACGGGUAAUUUUUACUUUUUUAAAAGCAUGUCAAGCUUGGAAUGAUGUUUGUAAUUUGAUAUUGCACUAUGUUCCUUCUACAAUUUCAGAGAAAUUGCGCAAUCUUCUCUCGGCGAAAAAAUGGAUAAAAUUAUUCGAAAAAGUUGAAAGUUUAUUUGACGAAAAUCCAGAGAAUUCGAAUUUAGAUUUUUCGUGUAAUCUUUUAAUAAAUUUCGACAUAGAGAAAAGUAAUUUUAAUUUUCAAUCAUCGUUUUGGAUUUCUGUUUUUGAAAAUAAUUCCAAUUUACUAUUUAAUUUAACCGAAGAACAGUUAACAGAAUUCUCCGCAACUAUUGUUUCCGACGCGCUAAAUAAUUCGAAUUGUAAAAAAUGGGAUAAAUGUCUAAAUGAUAGAUUUUUGUCUACUUUUCUGAAUCAAUUGAUUAUAAAAGGGGAAAAUUGUAUACGAUCCGAAAAUACAAAACAAUUUGUCAGUAAAAUUACCCGAGAUUUCAAAUGGAAGAAAAUUGUUUCGAAACUUAAAAAUGGUAGUUUAAUGAAAUCGGAGGAAUUUUCGAAAAAUACGAAAAGUAAGGAUUGUAAAUUAAUGAGGGAAUUUUUAAGGAUUUUAUCAUCAUUGCAUUUAUGUCAUUUACAUCACGAUAUUAGAAUUGUUCUAUUUAUUUUAAUUUCCUCCAUUGUAGUGGAAUUUUCUCACGAUAUUGAAAUAGCGGAAAAAUGCAAUGAAAUUUUAUUGGAUCUUCUCCAGGAGAACGAUAUCAAUAUAUUUCAAUUUCCCAAUUUGAAAAUAUGUGAGAAUUCUCCACUUGGAAAUGAUGUUUUGUCACAACUUUUUGAAUUGCCACUUAAAAACGAUUCAUUUAAUUCGUUAAUUAAUUUUCUCUCCUCGAAUGAUAUCAACGAUAAUUUAAAAAUAACGCUGUUGAAUAUUAUUUUACGAACGAAAUUGCAUAGAAAAUCGGAAGAUACACAAUUGUUGAGAAACUUGAUUGAAAAAUGGAAUAAAUUUACAAACGAUGAUCGAAUUCAAAGUAGAAUUGAAUUGGUACUGUUAAUAUUUUCUUUGAAAGACGCAAUUAUCAGUAGGAACCCAGGCGAUGAUCUGAAAGCAAACGUGAAUCGAAUUUUAAAGGAAAUUUUCCUUGACAAUGCAAAUAUUGACGACGAAUAUGUUCAAUUGUUGGAAAUAGUUUUAAGAAAUCGUUCAUUUUUGGAAAUUACCGACGAGAAUGUAGCUUUGAUUUUUAAAGCAAUUUUGUCAAAGUCGAACGAGUCAGUUUUGAGACCUUUUUUGGAGACUUUAAAUUCGAAAGAGUUUGAUUUACUUUUAAAAGAUUUACAAAAACAAACCCUCUUGGCAUUUAGUGACGAAAGUGAAAAUGAAUUGAAAAAAUGUCUAAAAAUUUGGGAAUAUGUUAUUAUCAUCGAAAUGGCGACGGCACGAAAUAAUAUUCGUGUAACGGCGAUAAAUAAAUUAUUAUUGUCACUAAAUGAUAUUUCAAUUGGUGGAAAACAUUGGUUGUGUUUGAUAAAAUUAUUCGAAACGAUUGUAAGCUCGAAAUUCAUUCAAAUUACAGGGCAAAUUAUUGAUUUGAUUUUGGUAUCAUGUACGAGGUGUAUGAAACGAGUGGGUGUUGUUGCAUGUCGAGAAAUUGUUUCUUUAUAUACAAUGAUUGUGAGAUUAAGGACGAAUUUUGUUAAGGACAAAUUAUGGUCGUUGGUUCAAUUAAACAGUGAAAUUAUACGUAACUUAAAUGGUGAAACAAUGAAAUUAAAUUCUUUCGGUGAUCAAUAUCAAAUUGAAUGUCUAAUUCUUGAUAUGGAGAAAUUUAUUAUUGCUCUAAAGAAAUUCGAUGAUAAUGUCUUGGAAAUUUAUCCUUAUUUGUUGAAUGAUUUAGUUGAAUGGUACUGCCAUCAAUUGUUGCCAAAGAAUUUAAAGAAUCAUUUGGAAUUAAUAAUACAACGUCUCUUGAGUCAUUGUGAACAUGAGAAAAUUGAAUUUUUGAAUCGCACAAUGCCAGUGGCUACACAGAAAAUAUUUAAGGAACUUGUGACAAUGUAUAGGAAACAUUAUAAAUUUACUGGAAAGAUUUAAAAAAUUUCUCAAACUUUCUCAAAUUUAAUAUUUUCGGAAUUUAAUAGAAAAUUCUGUUGUUAAUUCAUUGUCUGAAUGAAAAAUAUUUUUGUAAUAUACUUUUACGUAAAUUUGAAAUUUCUUUGUUUUCUUUACCUUUAACAUUUCUGUAAUUGUAACAUUUUUCUUAUUCUUCUGAUUUUUUUCGUUUCAUUUUCAUUGUUUCUGCUCUAUUCUUUUCUUUUUCGUUGUCAAUUGUUUUAGUUUUGUAAAUUUCGGUAAAUUUUUUUUUCCCAUCAUUGUUUUGUGUCACUCUAAAUUAAAAGAGAAACUACGUAAUACAAAUUUUUGGCACAUUUGAAUUUAAAGGGUAGAUCUUGCGAACUUUCCAAGUAGGUCAAAAGUCACCAAGAGAAUGCCAAACUAUUGGAGUCGAGAUCGUAAUUCUUUUAUUGACCCAUUUAUUCCGAGGAAAGUAAAUAAAUUUUUCAAGUUCAUUUAA
Molecule: messenger RNA, 4404 nt
Organism: Leptopilina heterotoma
Lineage: Eukaryota; Metazoa; Arthropoda; Insecta; Hymenoptera; Figitidae
Exons: 2
Coding region: 285-3923 (1212 amino acids)
Source: RefSeq, a predicted model, not a curated record